CAGUGCAAACUUGGAUCUGAAGGGCAGGAGCAACGGUUUACAUAUUUGUUAAGGGAAGAAUCUCAUGUUAGGAGAUCACACUCCGCUGGUUGAUGCUGCGGAGAUGGAGGCUCUAUGCAGGUUCCGCGCCGGAUGGGGCUACCCCACGGCUUUGCUGUGCACAUAUGGCUUCUUCAGUAGCGUGAAACCGCUCGAACCCUUCCUCAUCCCAUACCUGAGCGGCCCAGACAAAAACAUCACUGCAGAGCAGGUGAACAAUCAGAUCUUCCCGGUGUGGACUUAUUCUUACCUCGUUGUGUUGAUCCCCGUGUUCUUGCUAACGGACUAUCUGCGCUACAAACCAGUAGUCAUUUUUCAGGGUGUAAAUUUGUUGGUGACCUCUGGGCUACUACUAUGGGCACAAGGAGUGGCUGCCAUGCAAAUAAUGGAGGUUUUCUACAGCGUGGUGACAGCCUGCGAAGUGGCUUAUUUCUCCUAUAUCUACAGCGUGGUGGACCUUCAGCACUAUCAGAAGGUGACGGCAUACUGCCGCAGUGUUCAGCUGCUGGGCUACACAGUAGGGUCAGUCCUGGGUCAGUUAAUGGUCAGCUUCAGCCUGAUGUCCUACCAGGGAAUCCUAGUCUUGAACCUUGUCCUUAUUAGCAUUGCACUGGUAACCUCGUGCUUCUUGCCAAUGCCACAGAAGAGCAUGUUCUUCCAUCGAAAACAAGGCGUAGAUGACGCUGCCACAAGUCCUCCAGUACAAACCAGCAUAAAUGAGACUACGGGAGAGCCGGCAAGCAAUGGUGUUAUGGAACCGCAAUUGGACCGAUCUGCCAGGACUGUGGACAGAGAAGGGCAUGAGAGAAAUCCUGAAAUUUUGAGGAACCAAGACAUAGCGGCAUGCAACAAUACAGCUUCAAGGGACACAGGCCAGUGCUUUGGGGUCCUGCUCAGGCUCUGGAGAGAAUUUCUACAGUGUUACUCCAAGCAGCUGCUAUACUGGUCCCUGUGGUGGGCACUGGCCACCUGUGGAUACAACCAGACCGUCAACUAUGUGCAGGUGUUGUGGGAUCACGUGGGGGGCUCGCAGAACUUUGCCAUCUAUAACGGUGGGGUAGAGGCUGUAUCCAACCUCUUCAGUGCUGCUAUGGCCUAUGCUGUUGGAUUCACAAAAGUGAACUGGGCCACAUGGGGAGAGCUGGCACUGGGGUCCUUCUCUGGCCUUGGUGCUGCUUCACUCUUCCUCAUGACCUUCAUAGGGAAUAUCUGGGUGUGCUACGUGGCUUAUGUUAUCUUCAAGUGCUUGUAUAUGUUGCUCAUCACAAUUGCCAUGUUCCAGAUCGCAGCAGACCUGUCCAUUGAGAGAUAUGCGCUGGUCUUCGGAGGCAACAACUUUGUUGCCUUGGUCCUCCAGACAGUCAUUACGGCCAUCGUGGUGGACAGCAGAGGGCUUAGCCUGAAAAUUAUUCCCCAGUUUAUUGUGUAUGGCAGUUACUUCACUGGCAUCACCAUUCUCUUCCUCCUGAGAGGUCUAUACACAGUGGUCAGCACUCGAAGUCGCACCAAUGUUUCUCAGACACAAAGAGAAGAUGCAUUGUCAACUUGGACAGCUGUCGAUAUAGACGCAGGCAGAAAAUUAAAUGCACUCGCUCGUGGUACGGCUGCACAGUCGCAAGAGGUCACAGCGCAGCCCAAGUGA
Scleropages formosus (Asian bonytongue) is the source of this 1681-nucleotide messenger RNA. It is a transcript of the gene slc19a3a, whose product is annotated as solute carrier family 19 member 3a. NCBI's taxonomy places the organism in Eukaryota, Metazoa, Chordata, Actinopteri, Osteoglossiformes, Osteoglossidae. The transcript has 5 exons. Gene Ontology annotation, molecular function: vitamin transmembrane transporter activity. Bases 65 to 1681 code for a protein of 538 amino acids. Gene Ontology annotation, biological process: vitamin transport; transmembrane transport. The record is from RefSeq and is a predicted model, not a curated record. Gene Ontology annotation, cellular component: plasma membrane.